This is a messenger RNA of Epinephelus moara (kelp grouper), 2697 nucleotides long. RefSeq names its product angiopoietin-like 4 (gene angptl4). NCBI's taxonomy places the organism in Eukaryota, Metazoa, Chordata, Actinopteri, Perciformes, Serranidae. The transcript is spliced from 7 exons. The record is from RefSeq and is a predicted model, not a curated record. Gene Ontology annotation, molecular function: enzyme inhibitor activity. Gene Ontology annotation, biological process: triglyceride homeostasis. The coding region runs from base 128 to 1531 and encodes 467 amino acids.
CUGCACAGCUUGAAGCUUGAGCUUACUAAUCCAAGUCAAGAAGGACGAGCAGGACGCUGCAGACUUCUGCAACAAGAAAUCAGGAUACUUAAAACAAGUACUUUAACAGUUUAGGACAACGGCAGCAAUGAAGACAACACUGGCAACUCUGACACUCUGCCUGGUGGCACUCAUGGCCACAGGUUUCCCUUUGGAGAGGAAAGGGGGCUCAUCCCCCGGCGGUGCUGCUAAGGAGAAGCGUGUACAGUACGCGGCGUGGGAUGAUGUGAAUGUCAUUGCCCACGGCCUGCUGCAGCUGGGCCAGGGGCUGAAGGAGCACGUGGACAAAACCAAACUCCAGAUGAGGGACAUUUCCACCAAGCUGAAGGUCUACAACCGCACUGUGACAGAGCUGGGGAAGGAGAGCCAGAAGCUGCGUGUGGAAGGGGAGUCCCUGAAGGCUCGAGUCCACGGGCUGGAGGACAGAGAGGGGCAGCUGCUGAAUGUCACAGCCGAGCUGAGGGAGAAGGCAGAGGAGAUGCAGCAGGAGAGGAGGACGAUGAGCGAGAGGAUGAGCCGGCUGGAGGAGAGGGUGGACAGCAUGCUGCAGGGUGACGCUUUGCUGCUUGACACAAACGCCGGUGCCAAGAACAACAGUGAUGCACGCAACAUCCAGAUUAUGCUGGAGUCUCAGAACAAACGCAUUGACGAUCUGAUGGAGCGGAUCAGACUCCAGCAGGAGAAGCUUGACAAGCAGAAUGUGCGCAUCAGGACCCUACAGAGUCAGGUCCAACAGGCACAACAGAAACCAUCCCCGCAGAGCAGUGACAAUGACAUGCAAAGUGGCGUCGCCGAGCAAAGCGACUCACCAGCCGAGGUGGCCUCAGACUGUCAUGAACUGUUCCUGAGAGGAAAGACCACCAGCGGGGUCUACACCAUCCAGCCAAUAAACGCAGAGCCCUUUAAAGUCUUCUGUGAGAUGACAACUGAUGGCGGAUGGACAGUGAUCCAAAGACGCCAAGACGGCUCAGUGGACUUUGACCAGCUAUGGCAGGCCUACGAGAAGGGCUUUGGAGGCCUCAAUGGUGAAUUCUGGUUGGGGUUGGAAAAGAUCCACUCCAUUGCUAAAGAUGGCGGCUACAUCCUCAACAUCAAGCUUGCUGACUGGAGUGGCGACGUAGCAUCUGUCCGCCUCCCCUUCAAUCUGGGCGGAGAGGAGACAAAGUACUCGCUCAAGAUUCAGAAGUCCGGCGCUUUCAGCCCCUUGGAGAGUUCCCUGGGGACGGACGCCACCUCCAGCUUGCCUUUCUCCACCCGUGACCAAGACAACGACCGCAAAAAUGACACCAACUGCGCCAAGCACCUCUCUGGUGGCUGGUGGUUCAGUAACUGUGGGCGCUCCAACCUAAAUGGCAGAUACUUCCAGAGCCCUCCUCCCAAGCAGCGGCACCAGAGGAAGCAGAGCAUCUUCUGGAAGACCUGGAGGGGCCGCUACUACCCUCUGAAGUCCAGCAAGAUGAUGAUCGCCCCCGCUGUGAUCGUGAAGUCAUAAAGGAUAGAAAGAGACAGAGAGAUGAGACAAAGAGAUGAGGGAGAAAGAAGUAGAUUUUGGACUAUUCUUUCUUUUCUCAGUGGUUGGUUAAUGAGGUAGAGGUUUCUGUUUUCCCUGGUUGUCCUUACACCAGAGCCUAGGCCCUCACAAUAGAAGCAAAAAGAACUCACAUUUAAUGAGUUUCCACUGCUCUGUUCUCUGAGGGACACGUAGAUUCCUCCCCUGCACCUAGAGCCACAGAUGGAAAAAGAGACACUAGUAAAACAUGCAGUGGAAAGUUUUUCCACAUGCUGUACCAUCGCAGUUGAUUCCCUCUGUUGGCACAAGGCAGAGGCCCCGAGCAGGAGAACAUAGAGGGCGAGUCCCGGCCUGUCCACUGUGCUGUAAGCCACAAAGGAUUUCCAACAAGUAGAGACUCAUCACCAGACAAGAGGUGUCAAGUGUGGGUUGUUGUUGAGUUUGAAUGUGGUUAAGUGUCAGCUCAAAAACAUAUCAAGAUUGGCUCUUAUUUCGUAAAGGAUGCAUGUAAGAGUGAAAAGCAGGCUGAUAAAGCACGCCUUUUAAACCCAAUGUUGUGGACCGAAUAACGACUUCACUAAAACAAAGAGCCAUUUACGACAUGAGCAUGAUGAGAUUUGUGUUCAAAUGCAUUAUGUAAAGUUAUAAAUCACUGUAAACAAGGAUUAAGACGCAGAAACUGUGUUAAGACUGAUGUUGACAAGGCAGUUUGUGGGGCACUGAAAACCAUUCCAGCCUUUUGUACAAUAUAUUUUCUGUCUGCAAUUCUUAAUCAAAUUAAGCAUAUUCUUCACUGACUUUAAUUUUUCUGUGGAGGUUUUUGACGACGUUAAGUCAUAUUGACUUAUUUUAAUACGAGAAGCAUGGUUUUGUACAUAGUGUAUGAAGGAAUGUCAUCUUUCUUUUCAGAAAUAUAUCUGUUACGGAUUUGUUGUGACAUUAUCUGUUGUCUUCGUGAGCUGAGUUUGUUACUGUAGAUGUUCCCUUUCCUUAUUUAAAUGCUAAAGAAUCAAUAUAUAUAUAUUUCUGGUGCUGCCUGUUUGUAAUUUAUAUUGUCUUUGUUGUGUUACCAGAUGUAAAAUUGUUUUUUUAAGAGACUUUAACCAUUUUUGGGUCCAUAGCGAGCCAAUAAAAAUGAUUUAAACUAA